Molecule: messenger RNA, 1944 nt
Organism: Durio zibethinus
Lineage: Eukaryota; Viridiplantae; Streptophyta; Magnoliopsida; Malvales; Malvaceae
Product: ethylene-responsive transcription factor ERN1-like
Biological process (GO): regulation of DNA-templated transcription
Molecular function (GO): DNA-binding transcription factor activity; DNA binding
Source: RefSeq, a predicted model, not a curated record
AAAGAAUUAUGGCUAGGAAAAGAAAGGUUAGUGAAGUGGUGGAAGAGAAAAAUGUUGCUAGUGAACAGACAAUGGGUUGGGAUGAAAUGGUGAAGGAAGCUGCAGCAGCUGCUGCACUAGGAGGACCUAGGAGAGCUAGGAAGAGAUUUGUUGGUGUCAGGCAAAGGCCAUCCGGCAGAUGGGUUGCUGAGAUUAAGGACACGAUACAGAAGAUAAGGGUCUGGUUAGGCACUUUUGAUACUGCAGAGGAAGCAGCCAGGGCCUAUGAUGAGGCUGCUUGCUUGCUUCGCGGUGCCAAUACAAGGACAAACUUCUGGCCUUGUUCUCCAUCAUCUAAUUCAACCCCAGCUCUUUCUUCUAAGAUUACUAAUCUCCUCCUCCAAAGGCUUAAAGCAAGGAACAAUUCCUGUGCUCCUUUGCCUACUUCUCCACCUAUCAACCAGCAGCCGGUGCAGCAAGGACAGGAGUAUAGAGAAGAAACAACAGAUUGCUUGGAUAGUCAGUUUCCUGAUUUUCUUAAUGAUCCUGAGGAUUAUUUCAUAUCAAGUGAUAACAUCUGCAAUGCAACUGCAAAUGCUGCUGACUACUUGACAACAAGUCAUGAAACGUGCUUAACUGAUAAUGAAGAGUCUACCAGGAGAGAAUUAGAUUACAAUUUCACUUUCAGUGAUGCUGCUCAAUCUUCCAGUGUUUAUGAUGGUGAUAUGGGAGAGGAAAGAGAAGAAGAUGGAGAAGUAGGCCGUGACAUGGGGCCACUAGAUUUCCAGUUUGUGGAUGAUAUUGGAUCAUCUUGUUACUAUUCUCCUUUUCAGAUUGCUGAAGAGAUUGGGGUACAAAUGGAGCCAGAGCCAGAGAGUUUUGGAGAUGAAUCCUCAAUGAUUAGUGCUGUCGUGAAGAGAAUGACAUAUGAACGCAAAAUCUCAGCUUCUCUCUAUGCUUUCAAUGGGAUACCAGAGUUGUUAAGGCUACAGCUUGGUUCAGAAGAUGCCAUGGGGAGAGGAAGAUCAGAACAACUAAUAAAACUUCAAAAUGCAUGUAACAAGAAAAAAGGUGAGAAGAAUGUGAAAGGAAGUGAUACAGAAAUGAUGGGAAAAAAACAGGAGGAAAGCCCACAAAGUUCAUUUGAUUCUUCAAGUCCAAAUGAUACGGGAUUUUCAUCACCAAGUUCGGUGGAUAUGGGGCCUUCUUCAACUGUAAAUGAUGGUGAAUCUCUUUGGAGCUCACUUGAUCUUCCACCCAUCUGCUUUGUUAACUAACUGAUAUAGGAUCUGAAGCUCAUAACUUAUAUUCAUUCUAUUCCAUGCAAUGCUGAUCUUCAUAUAUAUACACAAAGGAACAUGAAAUGUAUUUUUCAAAUUUCUAGCCAAGAUUUUGCAAGUAGUCAAUUUUUAUUUUCUUCUUUUUUAUCAUAUAUGAGCAGUCAUAAAAGUUGAAGAAGGGACCCUGUGUACAUAUGUAGCCGGAUAUCUCUGUUCAAAGUGUAUGGGUGCUUAAUUACAAAAAGAGAGGAUUGUUUUCAAAGUAUGAUAAAAAGUUCACAAGAUUUGAUCCUUGGGCGUCAUUGUUCUAUGAUGUUACGAACAAAAUCACCCAACCAGCAUAGUUUGGCUAAUCCCACAUGCCAGAAUGAACUCUGAAACAGAACACCAAACGCAUGUUAGCCCAUCUUUAUUGUCAACAAAGGAGAUAAGGAAUGAGGCUAGUUAGAUUCUGUUGCUAACAUAUUUUCUCCUGCUUUCAAAUUGCUUUUGCCCGAGCAAAAUUCAAAGAGAACCUCGUCCAAUGAUAUAGAAACGAAAAACACAGCUAGAUUUGACAUAAGUUGGCUAAAACCCGAAAUUUUCACAGAUAAAUUCUGCACAUUCUUUCAGUCAAGGUGCCACACGCUGCAUUAACAUUGGAGUGGGUGCGGAAAAAAAAUAGCGUCCAACUUCAACCCCAUAA